AUGUUGUUUCGCGAAUUUUUAUUACCGAGUGAUACUAUUUUGAUUUUAUCAAUUUUUCUUCAACCGCACAUUCAUUCUAUACUUUACAAAAGUUCGGACGUUCAUUUUAAUUGCUCAAGCUUAUUUCACCGAACUGUUUACGAAAGCUAUUUGCUUACAGAAGGUGAUGGACUUAUUUUAAGUUGCAAUGUAUGUUCCGAAUGCUUCAAAGGUAAAGAAAUGUGCGAGCUUGGCGUUGUCAAAAGUGGUUUGUUGAUCCCGAGGGUGGAAACAACUAGUAUUCAAAGUCAUUAUGCCAGUGAUACUAAUUUAUUUGUAGCUCCGUAUCCUACCUCACUGGAACGUAUUCGUCUACGGUUACGCAAACGAAUUUCGCAAAACAUCUCUUCGCUUUUAAGUGCUCUUCCUCUGCUAUAUGAUGAUGGUCACUUGAAAGCAGAAGUUACCAAAGAGGCUAACUUAAAAGCACGAAAUUUGUCAUCAUUGUAUUUUACGGUUACUAAGCCUGGUCAACCGACAAGCGUGAUAAAAACAAGUACAACAAGUACUUAUAUUAGUGAAACUAUCCUUCGCAUAAAAAAUGCAAAAUUUGAGCACACAGGAAUCUACAGGUGCAUUUUCAAAGGAGAAGUAAUUAGAGCAUGGUCUGUAACAGUGUUAAAACCUGGAGACGAACCAUUUCGAAAUCUGUUUUCACGGCUGAAAAUUAUCCAAGAGAAACCGGAACUAAUUUCAGGAAAUACAUCUAAUGGUGAUGAUGACGACUUAAAAUCCUUAGUUACACAACAUUUGAUCAAAAAUAACUUGAAACUACAUACAUACUGGAAUUCAUGGUCAGAGUGUGUGCCAUGCACCCCAAAAGAAAACUCUUCAUUUACUAAAGGUGGCAUGCAAAUAAGAAUUGGUAUUUGUCACGUCACACCCAUCGAUCGAUUCCACUCAAUCAAACCACAUAUGUUGGCUGUUGAAACUGAAGAAGUUUUAAAACUGUUCAGUGGACCAGGUUUGCCUUGCCGUUCUCACUUAAUUAGGAGUUCGAUGUUGAAAUACGGACCAAAGGAAAUUAAGUUAAGACCGAGUGAACUAAUGAUAAGAUCAUGUAUAAGGGAAUGUUCAGGUUUUAACAAUAUUACUACAUUGUCCAAAUCACCUUUGAAUCAACUGUCACGUCUUCCUAAACGAAUCGCGAUACAAGUAAAUGAAGGUGAACCCCUCAUAAUCACAUGCCCAAUAAGGAAUUCAGUAGAAAAACCAGUAACGUGGUUCUAUGCACCAGAUAAUUUUGAUGAGCUAAUGAAGUUAAUUAAAACUGCAUAUAAUUUCACUACUAUUAUUCAAUACAAAACACCAUUACGAUAUCUAAUUACUACAUUAAAACAAGUCAAUUUUACAACAUUAAUACGUGAAACACGUGGACGAUAUAGAAUUGAUCCAGCUUAUAAUAUUAUCGUAGCUGAGACCGUAUCAUUGAACAAGACACAGUAUAAAGAAUUACAUAGUUUAAUAUGCAUCCAUGGUGAUGCGUACUCGAUUCCCAAUGGUUCAGAUAUUUAUCCUGAUUGGUCAGGUAUAAUUUAUAUAGAUGUUUUGCCACAAAGUUCUUUAG
This is a messenger RNA of Schistosoma guineensis, 1606 nucleotides long. The record is from the annotation of a GenBank genome assembly. NCBI's taxonomy places the organism in Eukaryota, Metazoa, Platyhelminthes, Trematoda, Strigeidida, Schistosomatidae.